Molecule: messenger RNA, 324 nt
Organism: Opisthorchis viverrini
Lineage: Eukaryota; Metazoa; Platyhelminthes; Trematoda; Opisthorchiida; Opisthorchiidae
Exons: 3
Coding region: 1-324 (107 amino acids)
Biological process (GO): post-translational protein modification
Cellular component (GO): membrane
Molecular function (GO): dolichyl-diphosphooligosaccharide-protein glycotransferase activity
Source: RefSeq, a predicted model, not a curated record
AUGCGCCUGUCGAAGUGGUUCUCAAGUUUUGGGGUUGAGAAGCAGCUUAUUUUAAUUCAGCUGGGUGUACUCGUUCUGUCGGCUGUUAUUGGUAGAUAUGAAUCCGUCAUUCACGAGUUCGAUCCGUAUUUUAAUUACCGUACAACCCGUUAUAUGACUAAAGAAGGUUUCUACAGUUUUCAUGAUUGGUUCGAUGAGAUGGCUUGGUACCCACUCGGACGGAUCAUCGGGGGCACUAUCUAUCCUGGUACUCUUCGGUUGAUGUAUGUGAAACAAUUACUUACUUCUGUUGAAGUCUCACAACGAUUGCGACAUUCUUGCUAA